UUUCCUUUUUCAUACCGAAAUUGAAAUAUUUGGAUUACCUCUACAUGAACAUGUUUGGGAUGAAAGCCAAGAUUGCAAACUGCAAUAUCAAGGGAAAGGUACAUUAAAUCGCUAAAGGUGCAGUGACGUUGCACGCAACAAUGGGGUCAUUUUUAAAAAUGCAGUCUUGCAGAAGGUACGUGGUGCUUGUUGUUUUUCUUUCUUUCGUUCGUAACAUAUCGACUUCAGUGACUCAUUAUUCAAUACCGGAGGAAAUGAAGGAAGGAUCAGUUGUAGCUAACAUUGCUACAGAUCUCAGCCUGGAUGUUAAGACUUUGAAUCAGAGAAAGAUGCGUCUUGACAUUAUUGCAAAUAAGAAAUAUCUGGAAGUGAACAAAGAGACUGGAGAACUGUAUAUUGUAGAGAAGAUUGACAGAGAAUACAUGUGUCUUGCAAAGUUGUCUUGUUAUCUCAAACUGGAGGUUAUACUAGAAAAUCCACUACGAAUCUUUAAUAUAGAAGUAGAAAUUCUGGAUGUUAACGACAACGCCCCGCAAUUUCGGAGAGACGCCAUACAUUUAGAUAUAUCUGAAGCAACGCCGAAAGGAGAGAGAUUCUCUCUCAGCAAUGCAGUUGAUCCUGAUGUCGGAAGUAAUUCAGUGAAAACAUACCACCUGAGUGAAAGUGAACAUUUUAAUAUUGAAGUUCAGACUGGAAGAGAUGGAUCGAAAUUUGCAGAAUUAAUCUUAACAAAGAGUUUAGACCGAGAGCAGCAGGCUGUGCAUAAUUUAAUUCUCACAGCUGUAGAUGGAGGCACACCUGCACGUUCUGGCACUGCAAGUAUUAUUGUGCAUGUUUCGGACAUAAAUGACAACACUCCUACUUUUGACAAAACAAAUUACAGCAUCAAGAUAAUGGAAAACUCUCCCAUUGGAAGUCUUGUUGUUCAUCUCAAUGCAACAGACCUAGACGAGGGUUCAAAUUCUGAUAUAACAUACUCCUACAGUUUAUAUACAUCAGAGAAAACGCAGGAAACAUUUAAUCUGAAUCCUUCCUCUGGUGAAAUUACUGUUAAAGGAAUGUUAAAUUAUGAGGAUUUCAGGAUGUAUGAUAUGGAGGUUAUAGCAACAGAUAAAGGAGUCAAUAGUUUAUCUGGACAAUGCACUGUACAAAUUAUGGUUGAAGACAUGAAUGACAACCACCCAGAAAUAUCUAUUAAAUCCUUUCAGAGUCCAGUCAAUGAAAACAUAGAAUUAGACACAGUGAUAGCAGUGGUGAGUGUCAGUGAUAAAGACUCAGGGGACAAUGGAGUGGUUGAUCUUCACAUUCCAGACAACAUGCCUUUCAAACUGAGGGAGUCCUCUGAUAACUAUUAUGAAUUAGUGGUGUCAGAGCCGUUAGACCGUGAGAGGGUCCCUGAAUAUGACAUCACUUUCACUGUGACAGACAGAGGCUCUCCUCCUUUAUCUGACAAUGAAACAAUGACCUUAGAGCUGCUGGAUGUUAAUGACAAUGUGCCACAGUUCCCUCAGUCAUUUUAUACUAUACGUGUGGAGGAGAAUAACGCUCCUGGAGCCCUGCUCAGUUCCCCAACUGCGUUUGACCCUGACCUCCAUGAAAACCAGUAUCUUGUUUAUUUCAUCCUAGAGAGGCAGAUAGCCAACACCUCCAUGUCCAUGCUGUUCUCCAUCAACCCAGAGAACGGGAAUCUUUACGCACUCAAAACUUUUGACUACGAGAUUGAGAAGGAGUUUCUCUUCCACAUCGAGGCCAGAGACUCUGGCUCUCCUCCUCUCAGCAGUAACGUGACGGUGCACAUCAUCAUUGUGGACCAGAACGACAACGCUCCGGUUAUUGUCUCUCCGUGGCGCGCACACGGCUCGGUGGUGGAGGAAAAGAUCCCCAGAUCCACCGAUAAAGGCUCUCUGGUUUCUAAAGUGAUAGCCUUGGACACAGACUCGGUGCACAACUCCCGGAUCACCUACCAGUUCCUGCAGGUGACUGACGCCACCUUGUUCAGUCUGGACCAAUACAACGGAGAGAUCCGGACCAUGAGGAUGUUCAGCUACAGAGACCCGCGCCACCAGAGACUGGUUGUCGUUGCCAAGGACAACGGCGAGCCUGCCCUCUCUGCUACAGUCACUAUAAAGCUGUCCACAGUGGAGACUGCCGUGAAGGCCUACUCUGACAUGACCGAGGUGCCUCUAGAAUAUGACAUCUUCUCAGACCUCAACCUGUACCUGGUCAUCGGUCUGGGCUCCGUGUCAUUUCUCCUGCUGAUCACCAUAUUGGUCACCAUCGUAAUCAAGUGUCAGAAACCCAAGCCAAGCAAAGCGGCUCCUCCCUGCAGGAACAGUGUGAUCAGUGAGGGGAACUCCACCAUCGCAGACUCCACUCUGGUCUCCAACGACGCCUACUGGUACAGUAUGCUUCUAGCAGAGACCAGAAAAGGAAAGAUGGUGGUCAGACAGCCUGUGCCAAAGGGCUCCAGAUACAUCGUGUCCAGUUUACCACGAGGCACUGGACUCACAGACACUAGUGGAUCAGCAGCCUCCACUCUGCAGUACCCUAAAUGAGGAAAGUCCACUCAGCAGCUGGAGGCAUCCACCAGCAGCAGCAGGAGCUCCACACAAGGCCACACCCUCAGCUGCGUAUUGGAUUAACGCUGACAGGAAAGGAGAAACCCCCAGUCUGUUAUGACCCCCCACAUCCAUCCUGCCCACUCUUAUCCUUGUUCCUCACAAUAUGUAGCCGUCAUGCCAUAACACCAAAUGGACUAUGGUGGCUAAUUAAGGAAACAAGCCCUCCCCCUCUCUUUUUUCAAGCACAUGAAAAGCCUAUCAACAUUGCCUCUCUGUCCAUUCAAUACGCAUGAUUAGACUGCAUGGCUUCAACCACACUCUGAGACCCCUCAUACAAACAAUUUUCAUUUGGAAACACUUGCAAAGAAGUAGACUGUAUGAAAGAUUACAACUGUGGAUAUCUAAAGAAGCCUCAACAAGGACUGCGUGGACAUGGGAAUGUUGAAAUGCCUUUAUUAAGAGACUGUUUCCCCUCUCUAAAAUGAAACACAUGUUGGAUAUUACAAUAUGAACCUCUGUGCUUUGUCUUGAUCCUUAACAGUAUUGAUGUAUAAUAUACAAGUUAACUAAAAAGUGAAACAGCACAACCAACUAUACAAAAAAAGCACCAAUAUUUUAAAGUAUGAAAAGAAAGUGGAUCAGUAUUUUAUAGAUGUGGUAGCUUUCAACAGUUUUAUGUUUUGUACAUUACUUUGUGCUGUAUAUAUGAGCUAAGCCUGAAUAUAUGAAUGAUAUUGCUGAGAGAAAGUUAACCAGUACAUUAAACAGAUGAACGUGA
Trematomus bernacchii (emerald rockcod) is the source of this 3339-nucleotide messenger RNA. RefSeq names its product protocadherin alpha-C2-like. The transcript has 3 exons. Gene Ontology annotation, biological process: homophilic cell-cell adhesion. The coding region runs from base 141 to 2555 and encodes 804 amino acids. Gene Ontology annotation, cellular component: plasma membrane. The record is from RefSeq and is a predicted model, not a curated record. Lineage: Eukaryota; Metazoa; Chordata; Actinopteri; Perciformes; Nototheniidae. Gene Ontology annotation, molecular function: calcium ion binding.